Colius striatus (speckled mousebird) is the source of this 4565-nucleotide messenger RNA. RefSeq names its product tripartite motif containing 23 (gene TRIM23). The record is from RefSeq and is a predicted model, not a curated record. Lineage: Eukaryota; Metazoa; Chordata; Aves; Coliiformes; Coliidae. Gene Ontology annotation, cellular component: cytoplasm; lysosomal membrane; plasma membrane. The transcript is spliced from 11 exons. Gene Ontology annotation, molecular function: GTPase activity; GTP binding; zinc ion binding. Bases 39 to 1790 code for a protein of 583 amino acids. Gene Ontology annotation, biological process: vesicle-mediated transport; intracellular protein transport.
UUUCCUGCCUCUGGCCGCUCGGCUCCGCCCUCGCUAAGAUGGCGGCCACGGGUGUAAACAAGGUCGGGGCUAGUGCCGGGAUGGACGGUGGUCGGGGCACUACGGGUAGCGGUCGCGGCCCUGGUUCGGCUGGCGCCGCAGUGAAGGUUCUUGAGUGUGGAGUCUGUGAAGAUGUAUUUUCUUUGCAAGGUGACAAAGUUCCUCGGCUGCUUUUAUGUGGGCAUACUGUCUGCCAUGAUUGUCUUACCCGGCUUCCACUUCAUGGCAGAGCAGUUCGUUGUCCUUUUGACCGACAAGUUACUGAACUAGGAGAUUCUGGUGUCUGGGGAUUGAAAAAGAAUUUUGCUUUGUUGGAGCUCUUGGAACGGUUGCAGAAUGGACCUGCUGGACAGUGUGGGACAUCUGAAGAAGCCAUUGGUCUAUCUGGAGAGAGUAUCAUUCGUUGUGAUGAAGAUGAAGCCCACGUUGCAUCUGUUUAUUGCACUGUUUGUGCCACUCACCUGUGCACAGACUGUUCACAGCUUACGCAUUCCACAAAGACACUAGCCAAACACAGGCGUGUGCCUCUUGCUGAUAAGCCUCACGAGAAGACCAUGUGCUCCCAACACCAAGUGCAUGCUAUUGAGUUUGUUUGUUUAGAAGAGGGCUGUCAGGCGAGUCCUCUUAUGUGUUGUGUCUGCAAGGAAUAUGGGAAGCAUCAAGGUCAUAAGCAUUCUGUCUUGGAACCAGAAGCAAACCAGAUUCGUGCAUCCAUUUUAGACAUGGCCCACUGUAUAAGAACUUUCACAGAAGAAAUUUCAGAUUAUUCCAGAAAAUUAGUUGGAAUUGUUCAGCAUAUAGAAGGAGGAGAACAAAUAGUUGAAGAUGGAGUUGGAAUGUCGCACACUGAACAUGUACCAGGGACUGCAGAGAACGCUCGCUCGUGUGUCCGAGCCUAUUUUUCUGAUCUUCAUGAAACUCUUUGUCGUCAGGAGGAAAUGGCUCUUAGUGUUGUCGAUGCUCAUGUCAGAGAGAAGUUGAUUUGGCUUAGGCAACAGCAGGAAGACAUGACCAUCCUCUUGUCACAGGUUUCAACAGCUUGUCUUCAUUGUGAAAAGACUUUGCAACAGGAUGACUGCAGAGUAGUAUUGGCCAAACAGGAAAUUACAAGGUUGCUAGAGACGUUACAGAAACAGCAGCAGCAGUUUACCGAACUUGCCGAUCAUGUACAGCUGGAUGCUAGCAUACCUGUCACUUUUACAAAGGACAAUAGGGUACAUAUUGGACCAAAAAUGGAAAUUCGGGUUGUCACUCUGGGCUUAGAUGGAGCUGGGAAAACAACUAUUUUGUUUAAGUUAAAGCAAGAUGAAUUUAUGCAGCCAAUUCCAACAAUAGGUUUUAAUGUUGAAACUGUAGAAUACAAGAAUUUGAAGUUUACUAUUUGGGAUGUAGGAGGGAAGCACAAAUUGAGGCCCUUGUGGAAACAUUAUUAUCUCAAUACACAAGCGGUGGUGUUUGUUGUUGAUAGCAGUCACAGAGACAGGGUCAGUGAAGCACACAGUGAACUUGCAAAGUUAUUAACAGAGAAGGAGUUGCGGGAUGCCUUGCUCUUGAUCUUUGCUAAUAAACAGGAUGUAGCAGGUGCACUUUCAGUGGAAGAAAUCACAGAGAUGCUGAGUCUUCACAAACUCUGCUGUGGCCGUAGCUGGUAUAUUCAGGGCUGUGAUGCCCGAAGUGGUACAGGACUCUAUGAAGGACUGGACUGGCUUUCAAGGCAGUUAGUGGCUGCUGGUGUCCUGGAUGUGGCUUAAUUACAGCAGCUGCAAUUUAAGGUCAUAGCUUACUGUUUUGUUUUGUUUGCACGAUUUAGGAAGUUGUGGCCAGAUAUUGCUGUCUGGAGGUGGAACUUCAUUUAACAUGGUGGUUACAGAAAACUAUAACCUUUUAUCCUAGAUUGGAUAAUUGGUGCAGUAAACUUGUGCUGUUGUAGUAGUUUUGAAACUUGAUACAAGUUUUGGAAUGGGCUUGUUACGAGGGUGCCUUGAAAGUUCUUUUGAUGAAAUUUGUUUGUUACAAUUUUAAAUUCUUCCCUGGUAAAAUAUGCACUGGAGUUCACCUAAUAAUUACAGCAAGGUUGCAGACAUUACAUGGUGUCAGAAAAAUUUUGAGUGGUUAGAAAUUCUUUCCUAGGAAACUAUUAAAAAAUCCAUCCCAAGUUAUUAGAAUAGCCAACUGUCUUAUUACUCAAAAAUAAAUGAUGCUACUCUUUAAUAUCUAAAGAAUGCAUGCAUCUGAAAGUGGCAUUGACACUAGCAUGCAAAUGCACCACAGAAAAAGGUUUCCCACAUGAUGUAUUAGCUUCUUCUUUACCUGAAGGCUGAAUAACUGGGGAAAGAAAACUGAGAAAGGGGAACACUGUUGCAGGGCUGUGGGGCUGUGGCAUUGUUUAGCUAGUUCUUUUGGGGGAUGGGGGCAGGGAGUUGGUGUUUUUGUUGUUGUUAAUUCUACACAGGACUACAUUAUUUAUGGACAGACCAUAGUGAUAUUGCCAAAGUGUUUUGUAUGUGCUUGAGGACAUAAUCUGCCUUUAGAGUUUACUCCUGAAGAAGUUAAAAAAACAACCAACUUUGUAAAGAAGCAGUGUAAUGUAAUGUCACUCCAACUAUAUAUUGUUAUGUAGAAGUCGUGCUUCCAGAUUAAGGUAGUGGCCUUUAAAUAUUAAUUAACACAAAAAAAAAGCAAUGUGCACUAAUUAUAACUCUUACUUAGAAGAGCAGAUGGUAAAAUGUGAUACAAACCUUCCAUAAUUAGAUUUUCAGUUCUUAACUGUGUCUUCUACAUGGAACUGUCAUCAGUGCCUCUGUUUUUGAAGAUUACUCGUUAACAAACCCAUUAAAUAUGUGUAUAGAGCUUUUUAAAUUUAGAAAAGGUUGCAGUGACUUAGUGAUGUCUCUUUUUUCUGCUGCACAUGCAACUGCUAACAAUUUUAUCUGUCUGAUAUGCACACCAGUCUUCUGCCCUCCUAAGUGCAGAGCCAUUGCCAGCAGAACCAAUUCCAUGCUCCUCUUCGUGUCAACAGAGGAGCUGCGAAGAGCAUGGCCAAGACCAAAACUGCAAAUCAUCGCUCUUCUUAAUGGAGUAAAGGUGAAUCCCCAGGAGAACCGGUCAGUGGAAGCAAGGAGUGUUGUUUCACAGAUUGAUCGGUAUUUUUACCACACUGAAAAAGCAUGUUUCUUGGUGAGAGCUCUGUACCUCACCUGGCAAGGAAGGCAUUCUCUGUGCCUAUGGCUUUUACUGUAGUAUUAUCAAUUUUAUGAUGGUUUCCCACUACAAAAUUUAGAUAAAUGCAAUAAUGUAUAAGCAGUUUAGUUCAUUUGCACUUUUCUUGAGAGGAAGCAGUUAACUACUUCUUAAUAAUGAUACCUACUUGUAGUUUUCUCUUGUUGCUUAAAUUUCAGGUAAAUGCAGCUUUAGAUGCGGCAAGUCUCAUGACUUCAAUAGUAGCUGAAGGAACACUAAGCUUUAGUUACAUGUUUGUGAAAUGGGUUUCAAUGUCUACAUAUGUACUGGGAAGGGAUACUCUUUCUCCAGACAAGCUGAUGUAUUUGGAAAUAGUUUACAAUGGAGUGAAAGGUGUUUCCCUGCACCCCCUGAACCAACAAUUAUUAUCCUUCCCUGCCUGUAACUUCUUGCACAAUAGGCAGUCAGCUGCUUUGACUUGAGUAUCUGCUUAGGCUGCACUGCAGAGCAGUCCAAGGCUUAGUUAGCCGACUGUUCCUUCCUAGCUCUUUAUAAAAAUCCCAAUCCUGUAAUUUUGUUUUUGCUGGCUUAUACUUCAGUUAUACUUACCUCUCAGUAUAAUUAUACUUUAAAAUGUUCAGGGUGACCAGUUUGGAUUUUUUGUAACAUUACUUUUGAGGGCAGAGGAAACAUUCUCAUAUGUAUAUUUCUGAGUACAAAGGAUUGAUUGUGUCAAUGAAAUGCUACCAUAAAAGUGUUUUUAAAUGGGAUUUAUAUAAGAUGACAUGAACUGUGAAAGUGUUGCAUUUGUCUGUGAACUCUCACGUGUAAACAGGGAUACUUAAGAGGUUUAUUUGUAUUAUACAUUAGUACUACAUAUCAGCUGCUUCAGUUAUAAAUUUAAACCUGUUUCACCAGUUUUACUGAACUUUAGUUUUUAGUGUACUGACUUACAUGAUAUGUAAUUGGAAUAUUUCCUCAACUACAACUCAGUCAUUACUAACUACAAGGAUUAUUUGAAAAGACUUGAGUAACUUUUCGUAAGAUUUUGACUUGUGUGAAACUGAGUAAAUAAUAACUUCCAGUGACUGUGUUGUAGCUUUCUUUGAAGAAUUUCAGAUGAAGAGAAGUCUAUCUAGGCUAGCUCAAACAGAAUGUUCUGUCACUUGGAUAUGGUGUUACUGUAUAUUACCUUCAAAUGAUUGUAGACUAUAUGGUACAUGAGGGUUUUAAUCUGAGGCAGUUCUGGAACCAGUGGAUGUUAUCUAAAGAUUUCACUGUCCAGUUGAAUUCAUGAGCUGCUCCAAAAAUGAACUCUUUACAAUAAAGAUAUCUAAAACUUGGAA